Messenger RNA from Bombyx mandarina (wild silkworm), 8461 nucleotides. It is a transcript of the gene skd, whose product is annotated as mediator complex subunit skuld. Gene Ontology annotation, cellular component: mediator complex. Gene Ontology annotation, biological process: positive regulation of transcription by RNA polymerase II. The record is from RefSeq and is a predicted model, not a curated record. NCBI's taxonomy places the organism in Eukaryota, Metazoa, Arthropoda, Insecta, Lepidoptera, Bombycidae. Gene Ontology annotation, molecular function: transcription coactivator activity.
UUUUCCAGUCGCCAUUGAGAGGUGAAAACUACGCUAAAUGUCGGUGAUGAUUUUAAGAUUUUGAGUGGUUUCUUUAAGAUUAUACCUGUUUUUAGUGUUGUGAAAUGAAAAUGAAGUGCCCCGGACUACCAUGACGCAUCAAAAUCACCAAACAAACGGUGCAAGUCUCGAGGAUUGCCACACAAACUUCUUCGCCUUGACGGAGCUUUUCGGCAUAAAAUGGCGUAAGCUUGUGUGGGGUGAGACUAGCGGUGGCGGCGAGGGCGAGGAGGGCGCCGCUCCGUUGGCGGACCCCGUGAUCAGCAGCUACGCGCGCUGCCUCGCCGGGGACAUCCUCUGCGUGUGGCGGCGCGUGCCCGCCCCGCAACCGCCGCCCGACAUCUAUGACAUGAUGCCCGCCCCGCCGCCACCGCCGCCGCCGCUUUCACUUCGCGCCGCCAAAGAACUUUGGAUAUUCUGGUACGGCGAGGAGCCGGACCUCAACGGACUCGUCGCACCGGAACUCAUAUCGAGCCAAAGCGAACACGGCUCCUGGGAGAGCGGUCUGUCGUACGAAUGUCGUUCCCUGCUGUUCAAGGCCUUGCAUAACUUGAUCGAAAGGUGCCUGCUUUCGCGAGAUUUUGUGAGGCUCGGCAAGUGGUUUGUUCAACCUUACGAUGGUGACGAAGAAGAUGUUGGAAAAAGUCCGUGGCACCUGUCAUUCUCUUUCGCGUUCUUCCUGCACGGCGAGAGCACGGUGUGCGCGUCCGUGGACGUGCGCCAGCACCCGCCGGUCAGGACGCUCACCCCCAAGCGACUCGCCAAGCUGAACUCGCCCGACAACCAGGCCGACGCUAAAGUGAUCCUCGCUCCGUUCGGGCUGGAGGGCGCGCUGACGGGGCGGCAGUGGGGCGACGGCGACGCGGCCACGGCGCGCCUGCUGGACGCCUGGAGACAGCUCUACCCGCUGGAGCAGGGCUGCGGCGCCGUCGAGGUGGUGUGCGGCGGCGCGCGCAUGCGCUACCCCGCGCCCUACGCGCUGCUCACCGACGUGGCGCGGCCCCCCGCCGACGUGCCGCACCCCCCGCCCGCCGCGCGCGCCGCGCUCGCACUCACCGCGCCCGCGCCGCACCAGACGCUGGAGGCGUGCUACGCGGACCCCGCGGGGGACAAGAACGACGACUUCGUGGACCCCUCCCGCAAGGCGCCCUGCACCUGCACCAAGUGGCGUCGUCGGAGGCCUCCACGACCUCCGCCCUUCCAUCGACGGACGCUCCUCGCUCGCGCCCACACACUCGCGCACCCGGGAGUGUGUGGGGGGUCGGGGUCGCCUGGUUCGUGCUCCGGCUCGCCGCCCGCCGCGCCGCCCUCUGCCUCGCCGCACCCGCACCACGCCGCGCUGCCCGCCCACCAGUGCUCCCCGCAGACCUCCGGGUUGGCCUCCACGACGCUGCACACGCCGGCGCCCACCCCCGACCCGCUGGCACCCCCCACCCCCGCGCCUUCGUGUCUGCCGCCCUCCAAGCACAACCAGGGCGAGUCGGGCGCGUGCCCCGAGCUGCGGCGGCGGCCCGUGCUGCCGCGCGCCGAGCGCCGCCCCGACCCGCUGGAGGACGAGCACUCGCUGCACAUGCUGUACGACUACACCACCGUGCACGCCUGGCUGGAGCACCCCGUGAAACGCUUCAAGAGCGAGGAAGGGCGGUUCCGCGAGGAGCUGGCGCUGGGCCCCGCGCCCGCCGCCGACCUGUACGCCGGCCACCAGCACACCACGCCCGACCUGCUGCCCGACGUCAAGCGGGAGCGCCAGCAGGACGAUGCCAAGGAGUACAAGAACCUGUUCACGUCGGACGGGCUCUGCCCCACUUUCAAGGACCUGGAGCAAAUAUUCGACAACUCGGACGACGCGGCCAGCGGCGAUGAGACGGUAAGACUUAUGUCCACGGCCCUGGACAAGUGCGAGGAGGAGAGCAAGCGGUGCGUGGGGCGGUGCGUGCGCGCCGAGGAGCUCAGCAAGAUGUUCCCCACGCCGCCCUCCAUGGAGGCGCACGCGCAGCCCUCGCCCGGGUUCAGCCUGCCCGACGACGCGCCGCCCCGGGACGACCCGCCGCCCGACACCGCCAUCGAGGACUGGUCGUUCGUGUUCAAGCCGCCCACCGUGUACAAGUACGUGGGCUCGUCCAAGUACGCGGCGCUGAGCACGCUGCCCAGCCAGCUGCUGCCGCCCGUGGCGCUGCCGCCGCACGCCGUGUACCGCCCGCGCCCGCGCCGCGACCCCGAGCCCGCCGCCGCCGCCGCCGCCGCCGCCGCCGACACAGGAGUAAAGCGGUCUGCGUCUCCGGCGAGCGAGUCCCGGCCGGCCGUCGCAUGCGGCGCGGGGGGCGCGGGCCGGGGCGCCGCCCGAUCGUGCCGCCCUGCCGUCCCGCCCGCGCUGACCGCCGUGCCCGCCCUGCCUGCCUCACCCGCCCUGCCGGCCUGUCCGCUGCUGGUCAACGUACUGCUCGCUGACACCGUACUCAACGUCUUCCGGGAUCAUAACUUCGAUAGUUGCACGGUCUGCGUCUGCAACGAAGGGACUAAGGUCAUAGGUAACAUCAGGGGAGCAGACGCGGCGACCUACCUGUCCGAGGGCGGAGAGGGGAGCGGCGAGGAGCCCGCCAGCUGCACGUGCGGGUUCAGCGCCAUCGUCAACCGGCGACUCGCGCAUCGAUCCGGACUCUUCUAUGAGGACGAGAUGGAGAUCACCGGGUGUGCGGAGACCGUGAGCAGCGCGGGCGGGGCGCGGUUGGGCGACGUGACGGGCGCGGUGCUGGCCCAGCUCGGCAGCGUGCACGCCGCGCCCACCGCCCUGGCGCGCGCCGCCCGCACCGCCGCCGCCGCGCACCACCCGCACGAGCAUCUGCGACUCAACCUGCUCGAGUACUCUGAUGGAGGAGCUGCUGCGGCGAAAGCGUUACGAGCGGCGGGCGGAGCCUACGCCGGCGCCGGUCCCCCGUGCAGCAACGCCCCCGUCGGUGGCUCCAUUAAUGAAAGUGCCCCCAGCGCCGUGCACCGCUGGCCCUUCAUCGGAGCGCGGGCGCCUCGCUCCUCCAGGGACGUCGUGAGAUUGAUGCGACGACUCCGGCCUUUGCUCCAGGAUGCGAUCCAGAAGCGAUGUUGUGGAGCGCGCAUGUGGGACGGGGUCACGGGGCCGCUGACCUGGCGCCAGUUCCACCGCCUGGCGGGCCGGAGGAACGAGGACCUGUGCGAGCCCCAGCCGGUCCCGUCGCUGCUCGUCGGACACGACCGCGACUGGAUCUCGCUCAGUCCGUACGCCCUGCGCCACUGGGAGCGCCUCAGUCUCGAACCUUACGCCUACUCUCGCGACGUCGCCUACGUGGUGGUGGCCGCCGACUGCGACGCACUCGCGGACCCUCUCCGGGCCUUCUUCCGCGAGCUAUCCACGGCGUACGAGGCAUGUCGUCUCGGCAGGCACCGGCCCGUGACCCGCCUGGCCCGGGACGGCCUGGUGCGGACGGGAGCGGCGCGGUCCGGCGAGACGGACGAGUGGGCGGGCCCCCUACCGGCCGGCCGCCUCGGGCGCUACUUGCGGGCCUACAGCGAGGCGCUGCGGACCGCUCUGGUCCCGCAGCUCGCGGCCCUCAACCUGGACCGGACUCUGCUGGAGGGCGAGCGGUCCGACUCAAUGCGGCCGCCCGCCACCCCCGAGCGUCCUUCUUCACCCACCGAUCACGAGGCGGAGCCCGCGCCCGCUCCGCCGCCCCCUGCCGCUCCGGAUGACGACGAGGCCGGUCCGCCCGCCCUCGUCCUUUACAUCGUGGAACCCCCUGCCGCCACCGCCCACCGAGCCUCCGCGCUUCACGCCCUGCUGAGACUCGCCGCUAACACAUACAACCAUCUCCAUCACCAUAACCCUCUCAUUAAGAUAAUAUCGUUGGAGAGUGUGAGCGAGCAGUGGAGCGGCGCCGGCGUGGGCGCGGGGGCGCGGGCCCUCGCCUUCACGGUGUACAGCGGCGCGCGCCGGCUGCUGCACCACCACGCCAACGGCAAGUCCUUGACCGGGUUCGGAACGGCCGCCGCCGCUAACCUCUUCCUGCAAGCCAAGGACGACAAGAACCGCGCGCCCUACCGACUGUACUCCCCCGCGUGGGUGCUGGCUGCGCCCCGAGCCCUGCGCGAAGUGGCCGAGACCUGGGGCCAAGGCGGGACCGCUGACGCCGUCCUCUUCGUGUCGUACUGCCUCUCGCACGACCAGCGCUGGUUGUUGGCGGCCGCCACCGACUCCCGCGGAGAACUGCUCGACACCAUCGCGAUCAACAUACACGUACCUCACAGAUCGAGGCGGAGACGGAGCGGCACGGCGAGGCGGCUCGGACUCACCAAGCUCAUGGACUUCACGCUGGGCGUCAUGAGCCAGGCCGCGCAACCCUGGAGACUCGUCAUUGGACGAGUCGGUCGCAUUGGACACGGCGAACUCAAAGGCUGGAGUUGGUUGUUAUCGCGAAAGAACUUGGAUCAAGUGUCGACUACGCUGAAAGACCUGUGCGGCAGCUGCGGCUCGGGGGCUCCGUGCGUGCUGUCGGCCUGCCUGGUGUCCACCGAGCCCGACUCGUGCCUGCGCCUCAUGGCCGACCGCUUCACGCCCGACGAACGCUUCUCCCAGGCCUCCAUCCAGUCGCACCUGCACACGCCGCGCGACGUCUCCGCCACGCACAUCCUUGUGUUUCCCACCUCGGCCACCACGCAGUCGACUCCGAUGACCUUCGAGCAGCCCCUCGCGAACGGCGAGGACGGCGACAUGAUGCUGCUCGACAUCAACGACGAGGACGGGGAGCACAUCGACGAGCUGCUCAACUGCGACAUGUUCAACAACAUGUGGGCGCCCGGCAGCCCGCGCCGCGCCGACGACGACGCCGCCAGCCCCACGCCGCACCUCGCGCAGCAGCGCCUGCGGGACGACGGCCGCGAGGAGCGCGUGGGCACCGUGCUGCAGCAGCCGCUCGCGCUCGGCUACACCGUGUCCACGGCGCCGCUGGCCGGCAUGCCCGCCUGGUGGUGGGCGAGCUGCGCGCACCUGCGGGACGCCUGCCCCGCCUUCCUCAAGACCGCGCUGCACCUGCACUCGGUGCACGGCGCCGACGACUACGCGGCCUUCACCCAGCGCCGCGACCAGCCCGCCCACCCGCUGGACUCGCAGACCACCACGGACGUGCUGCGGUACGUGCUGGAGGGCUACAACGCGCUGUCGUGGCUGGCGCUGGACACGAGCACGCACGACCGCCUGUCCUGUCUGCCGCUGCACGUGCAGGUGCUCAUGCAGCUGUACCACGCGGCGGCCGCGCUGGGCUGAGCGACCCCCGCGCUCUUGUUCAUGGUUACCAUUAGGGCCUUCGGUCGUUGUUGGGCCGUGUUGUAUUCAAUUAGUUUGAUGAUAGUGAAAAUUAGGUCGUUACGUGAGAUUGAAUGUUUCGGUGUGUUGUCUUAAAAAUAUAUAUAUUUUUUCAAUGUGAACACUUAAUGUAAAGUAGAUAAAAUAAUCAGAAAAUAGCGUCCUGAAAAUUUGUGAUGAACUUCAUUGUACUGACUCACCCUGCACUAUGAAUUAAUUUAAUAAAUUUUUUCACAAUACUCACGAUAACAGAUGAUUGACCGUCCUAACGGUUAAAUUAUGUGAAGUUCCGAUCGAGCAGUAUUAAAAUAAUUAUCAAUUAUCGGGACCCAAUAUCCUGUUUAAGCAUUUUCUGGUCAUAGAAUUAUCACAAAUUUUGGAGGAUGCAUACAUAGAUUAUUAAAAAGAAAUUGACAACUACAAUUACCCCGAUUGAAAGUUCAAUCGAUCAACAUUUUCAAAACUAUCGAACAUCAAAGAUAUACAUUUUACAUUAAUGAUGAAAAUCCAUGUUUUUGAUGCAGAGGUUACAUAUACUUUGGUUGAACGGGAACGACGUUUACUUUAUUUUGUGAUAUUUUUCCUACAUGAAUUUAAUAAAUGGAUUUUAAUGUAUAAUGAGUAGUAAAGCUAUACAAGUUUUUGGAAAAAAUAUUUCAUUUCGAUUUAUUAUUAUGAAAAUUGAAACCAUCGUCGUAAUGUUAGGGAAAAUUAAUCGAUGAAAUAUUUAACUUGUUAAUUAUCUAACUGUAUGUAUUAUAUUAUAUAUAAGAAGAAGUAUUAAAACAGUUUUAUAAUGAAUUUUGUACCAAGGAAAUAUUACAGAAGGCCAGUUAUUUAUAAUCAUGAUUAAGACAUUGAAAUGAAAAUCGUCUGGUUUCGAAUAAUGCACCAACUACGCGAAUGAAACGAGCCGUGUGCUCACUAACGAAUGAAAUGAAUUCUAAAUAUUUGGAUCACUUUAGUGUCACUUUGACUCCGCUGAAGUCGGCAACAAACCAUAACGCCUUCACAAUGUUUGUACGUUAUCGAAGUGAAUUUAUUUCUAAUUGAAAAUAAUCGACAACGCAGUCUUAAAUGUACGAUUGGAUUUCAUAAUAUUAUUAUUAUGGUAUUUGACAAAUUCCUACCUCACAAAGAUGUAGGUCAUUGAUUGAUCAGAUUGAAUUUGUAUUGUCUAAAGUCUAAAUUCGUAUCCAAAGUGAUUAAUACUCGGAAGAUGUUUUCUCAAGGCAACAAUCUUAAAGCGGAACAUGUGUUCGAGUGAUUCAACAAUUCGACUAGUUUUAUAAGAACCGGAGGAAACAUUGCCAACUGUUAUAGAUACGAAAAUUAUUAUUUUUUAAUUAAUCAAUUCUUCCUUUUUCUUGUAUUAAUAAAAUAACGUAUUUUGGCGUAUUCAUAAAGAAAAAAGUACGUGACGAGCAAGAUUGCUUGCAGCGCUCGAUUCAUUAGGAUUUGUCAAAACCCAACUUCCAUUGCAGUCUUGCAUUAUUCUCACACGACUUCCCGCUCACUUGUUCCACAAUACGAACCUCAUUUUACGUAGUUUCAUUUGCAAGUAUAUUUUAUUUGAUUGGCGGCCGUUAAAUGUUUGUCGACGUUUUGAUUUUUACAUUAUUCGUUGAAUGAAUAUCGAUUGCGUACGGAUUCGCAGUCUGGCGCGGCCGAUGAGAAUCCUUAAAUAAAUGCAACACCAAAUAAGUAUUUGUGAAGGCCUUUUUUUCUCUUUGUUAUCAAAUAUGUGAAAUUUUAUAGCAAUAAUAUUAGGUGAUAGAUAGAUACAGUUUAUCAGUUAUCCAAACGUGAAAUAGUAUAUUAUAAAAGAAUAUAAUUUUUGUCUAUAUAGGCUUCGUCGACUAUUUGAUGAUCGAGCGACGCGUAAAAACUUUGGCCUUAACUUAAAAAAAAAAAUUCUCAAAUGUGAACGUCACAAUUUAUAUGGAGGUGUUGUAUUCGUUGUUGUGCUGUAUGUAAAUGUGUAUAAUGUAAUAUAUUUCGUUAUUAUAUUUAAACCGGUAUGCAUUACCAAAGGAGUUAGAUACUUGUAGUCUUAUAGAUAUUUUUACGAGCGUUUCAUAAGCGAACGUCCACACGUCUUGCGAAUUCUCAUCUACACCUAUUUAUUUAUUGUAAACUUGACACGUUUUUUUUUUUUUUAAAUCAUUUUGUACGAUUUUUUUACGGUUAAAUGUGUUUAAAUUUUUGGAAACUAUUUGUUUAGCUAAAUUGAAUUUCGUUUUUUUAAAAAUAAUGAAUCCGUAUACUAUUGCACUCUUUUUAUACAAGGGAACAAAGCUCAACGUGUGCUUCACGCAUUAACGUCCGCAUUGCACACAUCCAACUGAAGUAAUCAAUUCAAAUUACAUAAGAGCAAUGCGGUGAACAUAUUCUAAACGAUUGAUAGUUAUAUAAAUUUGUCUUAUGAUAUAUAAAAAAAUAAAAUCUGCCGGUCAAUAACUAAUUAGUAACACCAAUAGUUUAUGAUUAGAUAAAUUAAUAAUAAUAAUAAUAGUUAUAAAAGAGCCCCCUAGUUCACGUUUGAUUGUAGCAUUUGUAUUUUAAAAAAAAUAGUUGUUCUCGUUUUUAUAUGAACGGAGCCCAAACUAAACGGCGUGACGUUGUUGUGUUGUCGAAUCUCCGACUAUUUGUAGUUAUAUGAAAUUUUAUAUUUUAAUAUUAUAUUAUUAAAAUGUAAGCUUAGGGAGACGUGCUGUGAACAUUCUCUGUACAGAAACAUUGGGAGGCGUGAAGAAAGCCUUUGCGUGUCACUCUUUAAUUCAUCUUCAAUUCUAUACACAAUAUGUGGACAGCAGAUUGGAUCGCAUGAACAAAACGAUGUUGUAAAUUAUUUUUGUUGCUUAGUACCUAAUGUUUACUUGUUUGAGUGGUAGACGCGAUCGGUCGACCAUAGACAAUUUGUACAUGUGUUGUGCGAGGAGCGAUACAUAAAUUAUUUAAAUGUAGAGGCGGCUCGUCCGCGACUUACUGAAUUAUGCCUAGUUGAAUAAUGAAAUGUUUUAAAAUGUGUUACGGCAUUUGAAAAUAUUUAAUGAUGUUGUAUAUAGUUUAUAUUUUUGUUUUUUUUUUUGU